Messenger RNA from Peromyscus californicus insignis, 5181 nucleotides. RefSeq names its product aristaless related homeobox (gene Arx). Gene Ontology annotation, molecular function: RNA polymerase II transcription regulatory region sequence-specific DNA binding; DNA-binding transcription factor activity, RNA polymerase II-specific. The transcript is spliced from 8 exons. NCBI's taxonomy places the organism in Eukaryota, Metazoa, Chordata, Mammalia, Rodentia, Cricetidae. The record is from RefSeq and is a predicted model, not a curated record. Bases 2644 to 4344 code for a protein of 566 amino acids. Gene Ontology annotation, biological process: regulation of transcription by RNA polymerase II.
CGGCCCACCCGGAGCCCCCGCUAGGGGGCGCACUCUGGCUGUGGCUCUGAGCCGAGCCAGACAUGGGUGCUGUUUGCUGGCGGGUGAGGGGUGCCGACUGGCAGGACCCGGACAGCUGGGGGUCCCUCAGGCCUCAGGACAGACGCUUGAGUUGAGUCCUCCUCUGCUGCUCCACCCCACGCCCUCCUGCCUCCGUCCAGAGGAAAAGCUGCAUGGGGACCCCUCCACCCUGGAAGCACACAGGGGUCCUGAGGUCCGGUUGGCGAUGGAAAGAAGAAAGCAGAUGGCGGCGAUUAGGGGGCUGAGAAGUUUCCCUCUGGGAUUUGGAAACCUGGGUGGGGGAAGAGCAGCAGCAGAUGGGAUCCUCCUGCCAAGGGAUUCGGGGGCUGCUCCUUUGAAAACACAUCAACAAACCGGAUCCACAGACGGUUCUCAGCAGCCUCGAGAAAACUGAGGCAAGGGUCUUUAUUGGAUUCAUGUUCAUCCCACUCCCUGCGUGUGCGGAGCCCACUCUGAAGCCGCGGAGCCACCGGCAGCCGGGUCUUGCGGAUUUCCGAUGCGGGACCCGCAGAGGGGGAAAAGUGUUUCUGUUUCCACCACCACCCCAGCCCGGCGCCCAGUCAUCAGGGACGCCUGUGAGGGUCUUUGCCUGGAACCUCGAGGAAAACGUAGGCGUCCUUAUAUCUCUGGGCUGCCCUGAGACCCCCGGGGCUAACUAAGAAGGACCAGGGAGGGGAACAGGAGCGGCGAACAAGCAUAACAUUAGCUUAAAGCUAGAUGAGACCAUAUGAAAACACCAAAAGGUGAGGAUGCAAACAGAACCCCCAAAAGACAGAAGCCUAGUCCAGAUACCUUGGGAUCUAGAGGGCAUAAAAGAAAAUCAAAUGUCAAGAUAGCUGGCAGUCCCUUCUCUGCUCUGCUCCCCACCACUAGAGUGUAGGAAAAACGGGUUGAGAAGCCACGAAAAUACCGAAGAGACAGAGAUAUGGAGGGACAGGGACAAAUCCUUUCGCUCCGUUUUACUAGUAGUAGUAGUAGUGUGGCUUUAGUAUUAGUAGUGCUAAUGUGUCUGUCCCCAAGCCUUUACCUCCUCAAGUUGUGUUGAGGACUCCUGCCAAGCUAGCCCCAUCUAUCUGCCACCCACCCACUAGCAUCCAAGAGUUAUGCAGAUGUUGAUGGCUAGAAAAAAAAUCCCAGUUAGGUAUUCUUGUAUUUUUAAAUACUGACUGUAAGUGAUUCAAGUAUAAUCCUUUGUAAAACGUUUUCUCUUUGACACAUUGAAGGGGCUGAGAGAAGAAAACCUGGCAUGGAUUCCCCUUCCGCGACCUCUCACCCACCUCCCUCACCCCAGCCCCGCCAAUGCCAAGGCCCUAACUGUCCCUUGGAACCUGCACCUAGGCAGUGAAGGUGUCCGUGCUGGCUCCUCUCAGGGAUCCACCCAACUUCAGUCAGGGUUGGGUGGAGAUUCACUACCAAUGUUGGGAGCUGUUUGGGAAGAAAGUGGUUCCCCCUAAGGCUCUCCUCCCUCCCUUUUGAUAAUGGGGACCAGUCACAAAAUUCAAAAUUUUAGGCAUUUCGACUUGGUUCAAGGUGAAUAUGGGUCCCUUCUGUUCUAGGGAACUGAGAACCACAGUUCUUCAGUGCAGGGGUUUCACACCCCAGGCGCUCAAGGAUGAAUAGCCGGAUGGUGACAGCCUAACAGAUGAAUUUAGGGAAGUAGGGAAGACGGAGAAGCGUCAGGAGAGAAAGGGGGCUCUCUCAAUCUCUUCCCCAGUCUCCCUCUGGGACUCGCAGUCACUCGCCAGUCCCUUUCGCCUCUCUGGAUACUCCAGGGAAGGCUGUGUGCCUUUGGCAGAGCUCUCUGUGUUUAAGGGUCUGUUUUCUCAUUCCAGAGUUAAAAACGGAGACAGAGAAUGUUGGGAACCGAUAUUAACAAGGGAGCAACAGAUAGGCUCUGCAUAAAGACAAAUAGCUCUAGGCUUUGAGCCACAAGAGAAAACCAAAGACUCAGACAGCAGAUGUUUCCGCCUGGUACGUCGGAGGCCCAUUUGUCCUAGAGAGUAUGGUGACUGAACAGCACUGAGGUCAAGACGCUGUCCUAGGAGGACAAAGCCGGUUUUGAAAAGCUCCAGGUCGAUCUCAACCAGAGCCUUACGGCUUCACCUCCAGGGAGCUAGGUCCUCUGGAUGGUGGAAGGGGAGUCCGCAGACCACGUGGCACCCACAAGCCUAGCACCCAAAUGAGCUAGAGCUAGGAGCAACCCUUAAGACUUAAAGGGGGAACUACAAGAAAACGACGGAAAACUUUGAAAGUUUUUAGUUUAGAGAAAGAGAGAGAAAAAGAAAAAGAAAUUUGGCUCUGGUGCGUGCCAGCUGCUAGUCCCCUGCCCCCACCCUCGCUGGCCCCUCCAGAAUCCAGUUCGUGCUUUGCGUUGUGCCGGCAGGCAGACGCAGCCCGGCCUCUGUCGAGAGCCAAUCAGAGAGCUCCUCCCAGCACGUGGAGCAGAGAGACUCCCGAGCUCCGCGGCCCGCGGCUCACUACACUUCUAACCGCUGGUCCUGAGCGCGCAGAGGACGAGCUCCGGCUGAGACCAGGGAGAGGCAGCCGGAGGUCCGCUCUGAGCCCGAGGAAAACGCUCCAGCCAUGAGCAACCAGUACCAGGAAGAAGGCUGCUCCGAGAGGCCCGAGUGCAAGAGUAAAUCUCCAACUUUGCUCUCCUCCUACUGCAUCGACAGCAUCCUGGGCCGGAGAAGCCCGUGCAAAAUGAGGCUUCUAGGAGCCGCGCAGAGCUUGCCUGCCCCGCUGGCCAGCCGCGCGGACCAGGAAAAGGCCAUGCAAGGCUCUCCCAAGGGCAGCAGCGCCCCGUUCGAGGCUGAGCUGCACCUGCCACCCAAACUGCGGCGCCUGUACGGCCCGGGUGGGGGCCGCCUCCUCCAGGGCGCCGCGGCGGCGGCGGCGGCGGCGGCAGCGGCGGCGGCAGCGGCAGCCCCGACCACGGGCACCCCGGGUCCUCGUGGAGAGGUACCGCCACCGCCACCGCCCGCCGCGCGGCCAGGGGAGCGUCAGGACAGCGCCGGGGCCGCGGCCGCGGUCGCCGCAGCCGCCGCCUGGGACACACUCAAGAUCAGCCAGGCACCGCAGGUGAGCAUCAGCCGCAGCAAGUCGUACCGCGAGAACGGGGCGCCCUUCGUGCCACCGCCGCCCGCGCUCGACGAGCUGGGUGGCCCGGGGGGCGUCGCGCACCCCGAGGAGCGCCUGGGCGCGGCCAGCGGACCCGGGAGUGCCCCGGCGGCUGGUGGUGGCACGGCCACCGAGGACGACGAGGAGGAGCUCUUAGAGGACGAAGAGGAUGAAGAUGAGGAAGAGGAGCUGCUGGAGGACGACGAGGAGGAGCUGCUGGAGGAUGAUGCCCGAGCGCUGCUCAAGGAGCCCCGGCGCUGCUCUGUGGCCGCCGCCGGCACGGUGACCGCCGCCGCCGCGGCCGCCGCCGCCGCCGCCGUGGCCACCGAGGGCGGAGAGCUGUCGCCCAAGGAAGAGCUGUUGCUGCACCCGGAGGACGCCGAGGGCAAGGACGGCGAGGACAGCGUGUGCCUGUCGGCGGGCAGCGACUCAGAGGAGGGGCUGCUGAAGCGCAAACAGAGGCGCUACCGCACCACGUUCACCAGCUACCAGCUGGAGGAACUGGAGCGGGCCUUCCAGAAGACGCACUACCCGGACGUCUUCACCAGGGAGGAGCUGGCCAUGAGACUGGACCUGACUGAGGCUCGAGUCCAGGUGUGGUUCCAGAACCGUCGGGCCAAGUGGCGCAAGCGAGAGAAGGCUGGCGCGCAGACCCAUCCCCCGGGGCUGCCCUUUCCCGGGCCUCUCUCGGCCACACACCCCCUCAGCCCCUACCUGGAUGCCAGCCCCUUUCCACCGCACCACCCUGCGCUUGACUCGGCCUGGACCGCUGCGGCUGCUGCGGCUGCGGCUGCCUUCCCGAGCCUACCUCCGCCUCCUGGCUCGGCCAGCCUGCCGCCUAGCGGGGCGCCGCUGGGCCUGAGCACUUUUCUAGGAGCAGCGGUGUUCCGGCACCCGGCCUUCAUCAGCCCAGCGUUUGGCAGGCUCUUUUCCACCAUGGCCCCCCUGACCAGCGCGUCGACCGCGGCUGCGCUCCUGAGACAGCCCACACCCGCGGUGGAGGGCGCAGUGGCUUCGGGCGCGCUGGCCGACCCGGCCACCGCCGCGGCAGACAGACGCGCGUCCAGCAUAGCGGCGCUGAGGCUGAAGGCCAAGGAGCACGCUGCGCAGCUCACGCAGCUCAACAUCCUGCCGGGCACCAGCACGGGCAAGGAGGUGUGCUAAAGGCUACCCUCCACCCUCGCGCCCCCUGGGCGCGCCCCGAAAGGUCACCUCACUCAGCAUCACUCAAGACCAAAUGGAAACAGAGGACCAGCACACUCCCAAGAUGGCACAGACAGAGCGCAGCCGCCUUCGCAGCAGCCUGGAUGCGGACAAGGCAGCUCUUGGCGCUAAAGGACGUGACACCUCUUCCGCUGGCUGUCCACCUGCCCCUGUCCCUGCCCCUACCCCUGCCACUGCCACCUUUGCUCCAAGUCGAACGUCCACUCUCCCAUUCUUACCUUACUGAAAUUAACGGGGAAGGUUUCUCCCCAAGAUGCCUACUAUUGAAGUUUAAAAAAUUAAAAGCCCAAUCUUCUCUUCCUCCGUAGCUUUUCUUUUGAAUAGCAUUUUGGCGCUCUAAGUUGAUUUCAGCGCAGGCCCGGCUAGAUGCCAGGGCAAGGGAAGCAAAUGCGUAUCUGUAAGAUAGCUAACAGUGCACUUAAAGGAAAGGGGCGUCUCGUUCUUGUUCUCUUCUUUAUCAUACACCAACCAAGGUUUUUAUAUCAAACCAAAGGGAAAUACUCUGCUAGAAUAUGGACUGUUGAAGUCACCAAACUGUGAUUAUUGAUUCUGUACAUACCAUUGUUAUUAAAAAAAAAAACAGAGCUUUGUAUAUUUGAAAUGUUAUAACGCAAUUGCACUCAGCGUGGUAUGGUAAAAGUUUGUCCUCCUGUAGAUUCUUACUGUGUUGUAGAUACGGUAGGGUUCUAGACAAAUAUUUAUGUACUCAAGCCCUUUAUUUAACUUAUUAACGGUAGAGGCUUCGGAAACCUUCAAGAUAAAGGCAAUGGUACAGUA